Molecule: messenger RNA, 1489 nt
Organism: Numida meleagris (helmeted guineafowl)
Lineage: Eukaryota; Metazoa; Chordata; Aves; Galliformes; Numididae
Gene: LSMEM1
Product: leucine rich single-pass membrane protein 1
Exons: 4
Coding region: 790-1266 (158 amino acids)
Source: RefSeq, a predicted model, not a curated record
UUUCCUGAAAGAAAAGAAUAUUCACAGUCAGUUUAAAGUAGAUCAAUAUUGCGGAAGUCGAGAAUUGUUUGAGAAAGGAUUUGUUUGACCUGUGCUCCCUGUUAGCGUUAGCUGCCUGUCAGUGGUGUGCUCUAAUAUCAUGUUCUGCAAUGUUAGCAACAGAAAAAACAGUGAUCGAAAGAUCUGUCCGUGAAAGAACAACUAUCAGUACUCACAAACAGCUCAGAGUUCAUUUUCUGGGUGCUGCACAAAUCUGUCCAUGUGGUAAUACGGUCCCACUUGAAUUUGUAAGGUGGUGAAGGAGGAAAGUAACUUUUUUCCAAUCGAUGCCUUUCAAGUACAUACGACUGCAGUACUGUAGAAAUGACUUCUGCAUAGCAAACUCCUUACUCAUAGCUACAGUAAUACUGCUAUGACGUUUUUGCAUAGCAAACUAGUUUUAAAAAGGAAUCACAAAGGUUUAGUGAAAUACUGAUCAUCAAUGACAAAUUAUUUUUCCAUUAUAGGGCAUUAUAAUGAUUGUAAUAUAUUAAAGAGCUGUAUAUAUGCUGGUUUCUUUUUAAAACAGUUCAAUAUUGUGAAGUCAGUGUGCUUGGCUGAGAUUAAUGCUAAAUAUAGAUCGAAAGGGACAGUCUGUUUCAUGACUGCCUUCAUGGGUCCUGCAGGGGCUGAGAGGCUCCUAUGGGGCUGAAAGUGGAGGGGAACGGCAGCACAAGUUUUGUUCUGGGGAUUGGCACUGGCUGAGUUCUUCCACAGUCUCCUGUUACCUGAACGUGGCUAUGUUAUACAAUGGAGAAAACUUCUUUGGAAAUUAACCUCCCCAAUACUGAUGAAGAAAGAAAGCUUUAUGUAGUUGAUUCCUUAAACAACCUAAACAAAUUAAAUGUUUGCCCAGAUGAAUUCCAGCGUCCACCGGAUGAGGAAAUUGAAAGCACCGGUGGUACUGGAGAGAACAUGACAGGGAGUACAACAAGAAACCAGUGCUAUUUCUUCAUUGCCUUCAUUCUUACUUUGAUUGUCAGUUUGGCAAUCGUUUCAUUUGUAAUAUUCUUAAUAAUUCAAACUAGAAACAAGAUGGACCAAAUAUCAAGCAGACUCAUAUCUGAAAGGAAGAACAUAGAAGAGCUUAAGAAAAUGAACAAUAUGAUAUUAAAGUAUCUAAAUCAAUCAGGAAUGAAGGAAAAGGAAAGACACCUCUUCACACAGUCUCCUGAUCUUCAUGAUUACUUCAUCACUCAUCCAGAGCUGAAAGUCCCUGGAGAAUAGAUCUACUUUGGAAUGAAAUUCAGCGUCGCUCUAUUCACGUAUUCAGACGUUUUCACAUACAAUAUACAGACUAUUAUAACAUUCUGAUAUGGUCACAGGAACAUUAGGAAGGCUACCUGAAUGAAAAAUGUUAGAAAAGAAUAUUUGAUUCUGUUUGAUGUGAAUACAGAUUUUGAAAACUAAGCCCAUAUAAUUUACAAUAAACAGCGAAUGGUCAACAAUU